Molecule: messenger RNA, 2042 nt
Organism: Ruditapes philippinarum (Manila clam)
Lineage: Eukaryota; Metazoa; Mollusca; Bivalvia; Venerida; Veneridae
Exons: 9
Cellular component (GO): membrane
Source: RefSeq, a predicted model, not a curated record
UCGAGUGAGUUUGCCAUAGCUGCUGCAUACGAUUCAACGUCAGUCACUAUAACCUUUAGAAUAUCAUCAGGAGUUGUGACAUUUCUUGGAAGAAACUACUCAAAUGGUCAAAAAACUACCAUAACCCUACACAAAUUGGAUGUGGCACACAUACAGCACGUUCACGAUUUAACUGGAACGUACGUAGAUAGUGAUAAACCCAUUUCUAUUGUAUCAGGAAAUAAAUGUGCUGAUGUUCCGAAAUCAGUUACAGCCUGUGAUGUUUUACUAGAGUUUGUGCCGCCACUUUCAACUUGGGGUACCAAGUAUAUAACCGCUGCUUUUAAAACACGUCUUCACAACCGUAUACGUGUAAUAUCAGGAAGUGACGGUAACAUUGUAAAACUUGGAAAUCUAAAAGUCAUUACUUUAAACAGAGGUCAAUUUUACGAGCAAACCUUUACACAAGACGAUGCUGUACUUAUUGACUGUUCAAACCCAUGUCUUCUUGUGCAGUACGCAGAAGGAUCUACUGCUGAUGGUCAAACAGGUGAUCCAUCAAUGACUAUUGUACCUUCCCUAGACCAUUUUGACAACGACUUCUAUUUUAAGACACCGGAUGUCGUCAACAACUAUCUGUCUAUUGUAAUACACAGCUCUGAUGUGACAGGAUUACGCCUGGAUGGUAGAUCAUUGAGUGGAGAAGAGAAGACAGUCCUGGUAACACAUCAUAAACAAUCAGAACGUUACAGUGAAGUUCGAGUUCACAUAUCACAGUCUUCACAUCACCUUUACCACAUAUCAGAUGUUUCAUUCGGUGCUAUUCUGUAUGGAUUUGCCAAUUAUGAGUCAUAUGCGUAUCCUCUUGGAAUAAGCUUUAUAGAGCUAUCAGCAGUCAGACUAUUGAAUGGAAGCAGUUCUAAAUCCGGGCAACUUGAAGUGUCACGUGGUGGUAUUUGGACGCCGGUUUGCUCAAGCUCUGUCAAUUUAGAUGCAGCACGUGUUAUUUGUAGAACACUUGGUUAUGACAAAUACAAUUUACCGCAUGAUGCAGUACAAUCUGUUACACUGCCACCUGGCGGUAACUACGUUCAUGGUAAUAUAAGCUGCCUUGGAACAGAAUCGUCCAUCACAGAAUGUUCAGUAAAACAUAUAUACACACUGUCAUGUACUAAUGUUGCAGCAAUUGACUGUGCGCCAUCUUUAAAAGAGUUAGUACAUUCAAGAUGUACAUCAACAACAUGGGAUAUAGCAGUUGAUAUGGAUAAACUAACUUACCGGUUCCCUGGUUCCCUGUCAGAUGAUAUAUAUCUUGGUGAUAACAGUUGUACCGGUGUUAUGCAGGGCAGCCAGCUUAUUUUCAGACAUGGGCUACAUGGAUGUCUUUCUACUAGCACGGAAACCAGAGACGAAAUCAUUUUUACGAACCAGCUAUUGUACGCAUUUCAUGACCCGACGUACCACUUUAUUAUCAGGAAUUAUAAUUGGACACUCGAUCUCAACUGUCAGAUAUCACGUGACCAGUAUGGCCACAGUCAAGUGACCUAUAACCAAUCAAUAGACUCAAGUCAAACGUUGAAUUUUACUAACCAGUACAAAAUUGAUACACAGUUCUUUCUAGACCCAAACUUCAAACAGGCGAUCUCAGGUAAUCCGCUGCAGGUUCCCGUUGGUACCAACGUAUAUGUGAAAUCGUAUGUCCAAGAUGUUGCUUGGACUGUUAAAAUGCGCCUCAGUUCCUGUUAUACCACAACAACAACGACCAAUCAGAAUGGAAUGCACUAUUUUCUGAUCAAAAACGGUUGUGAGGUGGAUGCAAACACACAUCUGCUGUCACAAACAGAUCACGAGACCAAGUUUGUAUUCCAGUUAUUUGAGAUGACCGGUAUCCAUGGGGAUAUUUACAUCAAAUGUGACGCAGUGUUCUGUGAUACGUCAGACAUUACGUCAUCUCAGCAGUGUGAUACAUCUUGCCGCAUAGGCUAAAAAAACUGUAAAAUCCCAAUUUUCUAUGGAACCAUAUGGAAAUUAAUUGUAACUUUGAAUACAUCUGACAAUCAGAA